This is a messenger RNA of Melanotaenia boesemani (Boeseman's rainbowfish), 2177 nucleotides long. It is a transcript of the gene dldh, whose product is annotated as dihydrolipoamide dehydrogenase. Gene Ontology annotation, cellular component: mitochondrion; oxoglutarate dehydrogenase complex. Lineage: Eukaryota; Metazoa; Chordata; Actinopteri; Atheriniformes; Melanotaeniidae. The coding region runs from base 97 to 1623 and encodes 508 amino acids. The record is from RefSeq and is a predicted model, not a curated record. Gene Ontology annotation, molecular function: flavin adenine dinucleotide binding; dihydrolipoyl dehydrogenase (NADH) activity. The transcript is spliced from 14 exons.
UGUUUUACUGGACUGGUACUGCGCGUGCGCAAUGUUAGGAGUCCUUGGCUGUCCGGCCUCCUGUAGGUUACUUAUCCUGUGAGGGACACAGACAAAAUGCAGAGCUGGACACAGCUGUACCGCUGCCUGGCCACGCGCAGCCACCAUCUUCCCUGCAAACUGCAUGGAGCUACAGCUGUUUCUGUCCGAACCUACGCAGACAAGGCAGCAAUUGAUGCAGAUGUCACAGUUGUGGGGUCCGGUCCGGGCGGCUACGUUGCCGCCAUCAAAGCCGCACAGCUCGGCUUCAAGACAGUAUGUGUUGAGAAAAACGCCACGCUGGGAGGAACCUGUCUCAACGUCGGCUGCAUCCCCUCAAAGGCUCUGCUCAACAACUCCCACCUGUACCACAUGGCUCAUGGGAAGGACUUUGAAAGCAGAGGCAUUGAAAUUUCAGGCAUCUCGUUGAACCUGGAGAAGAUGAUGGCUCAGAAGAGCGGGGCGGUUAAAGCACUCACCGGAGGAAUCGCACAUCUGUUCAAACAGAACAAAGUAACCCAUGUCAGUGGUUUUGGAAGAGUGACCGGUAAGAACCAAGUUACUGCCACAUCAGCAGAUGGCAGCGUGCAGAUCAUUAACACCAAGAACAUCCUCAUCGCCACAGGCUCUGAGGUCACACCUUUCCCUGGUAUCCAGAUCGACGAGGAGACCGUUGUGUCUUCAACAGGAGCUCUGUCCCUGAACAAAGUCCCAGAGGAACUGAUCGUGAUCGGAGCUGGAGUCAUUGGAGUGGAGCUGGGGUCAGUGUGGCAGCGUCUGGGCUCCAAGGUCACAGCGGUGGAGUUCCUGGGCCAUGUGGGCGGCAUGGGUAUCGACAUGGAGAUCUCCAAGAACUUCCAGCGCAUCCUGCAGAAACAGGGCCUCAAGUUCAAGCUCGGCACCAAAGUCAUGGGAGCAACCAGGAGGCCUGAUGGGAAAAUUGAUGUGGCGGUGGAGGCGGCAGCUGGAGGGAAGAACGAAACUCUGACGUGUGACGUGCUGCUGGUCUGCAUCGGCAGACGACCGUACACCCAGAACCUGGGUCUGGAAAGUGUCGGCAUCGAGCUGGACAACAGAGGUCGUGUUCCCGUCAACAACCGCUUCCAGACCAAAGUGCCCAGUAUUUAUGCAAUCGGUGAUGUGGUUGCCGGGCCAAUGUUGGCCCACAAGGCCGAAGACGAGGGCAUCAUCUGUGUAGAGGGAAUGGCCGGCGGCGCUGUGCACAUAGACUACAACUGUGUUCCCUCCGUCAUCUACACACACCCUGAGGUGGCCUGGGUGGGAAAGUCUGAGGAGCAGCUGAAAGAGGAGGGCGUCCCGUACAAAGUUGGAAAGUUCCCUUUCGCAGCCAACAGCCGAGCCAAAACCAACGCCGACACUGAUGGCUUGGUGAAGAUCCUCAGCCACAAGGAGACAGACAGGAUGCUCGGAGCUCACAUCCUUGGAAGUGGUGCAGGAGAGAUGAUCAAUGAAGCUGCUCUGGCCAUGGAGUACGGCGCCUCCUGUGAGGACAUCGCCCGAGUCUGCCAUGCCCACCCGACGGUGUCGGAGGCUUUCAGAGAAGCCAACCUGGCCGCCUCCUUUGGCAAAGCUAUCAACUUCUGAUCUUCCAGCCGCUGUCGCACCUUCAGUGGACAUUCAGCAGAGACAGGAGACGCUGUGUGUCUGAACUACUUCUGGGAUCCUCUGUUCAUCCAGACCGCUCCACAGUUAGCUUCAUCUUAUUUAAGUAAAUUAAUAAAAGGGUUCUGGGCUUUUUGUUUUCCACACUUAGUUGAAAAAAGUCCCGGAGGAGCAAAUUCUGCACUAAUAUACAGCACAUACAGAUAUGAAUAUUAUUUGUCAGGUAGUUGAGGGGGCGGGGUUCUUACAGUGUGGAAGAAUUCAACACAACAAACAGAAAUAAGAGCAGGAAUCUGGAGCUGGGUUAGGGUAGCUCAUGGUUUGACUCAGAAUUAGGCUCCGCCCCCAUCUGUGACAUCACAGGGCUGAGCGUAAUUCUGUAGAUGGAAAAAUGGAGCAGCAGCUGUUCUCUGUAAAACUGUCGUAUUGAUGCUUGUCGGGUCGUUUCUGGUCCACAAAGAUUUCCUGCUCCGUUUGUAACUGUGACCUGUUCUCACUUCUCUCUACAAUCGAAAAAUAAAUACAGUUCAAUAAUA